CCACCGGCGGCGGCUACUACGGAGGCUACUACGGCUCCGGAUCCGGCCACCACCAGAUGAUGGACCUGCCCAUUCAGUGCCCCAACACGGAGCCCACUAACACGGCCCUCGGCCUGCAAGAGCUCGGUUUGAGGCUCGAGAGGCGAAUCGAGGAAGCCGUUCCCGCUGGUCAGCAGCUUCAGGAACUGGGAAUGCGGCUGAGGUGUGACGACACGAGUUCCGAACACGAUGACCUGCUCGAUGAGGAUCGCCUGAUGCUGGACCGAUCACCGGACGAGAUGGGCUCACACGGGAAUGACAUGGACGACCUCGGAGACUCAGAUUCAGAGGCGGGGGACGACGCCAAUGAGACGACAACCGAUGGCGAGAGAAUCAUCUAUCCGUGGAUGAAGAAGAUUCACGUUGCUGGAGUCGCCAACGGCUCCUAUCAGCCCGGAAUGGAGCCAAAGAGACAGCGAACCGCCUACACCCGCCACCAAAUUCUCGAGCUGGAGAAGGAGUUCCACUACAAUCGAUACUUGACACGGCGGCGACGCAUCGAGAUCGCCCAUACUCUAGUCCUAUCGGAGCGACAAAUAAAAAUAUGGUUUCAAAAUCGGCGGAUGAAGUGGAAAAAGGAUAAUAAAUUGCCAAAUACCAAGAAUGUGCGCAAGAAGACCGACGCCAACGGGACGGGUGGCGGCAAGAAGGCGAAGAGGAGCGCCAGCAGCAAAAAGCAGCAGCAACAGCAGCAAACCAUACAGAAUGAGUGCUUGCGCUCUGAGAGCUUGGAGAGCAUGGGUGACGUCACCACGUCCCUGGGCAGCGCCCCGUACAUCCCCGCCGCAGACAUGGGUCUCAUGGGCCAGCAGCCGGCCCUGCACGCCCACCCGCCCACCACGUCCGCGGCCAACGGCUCCUUCAUGCAACAGAGCCAGCAGAACCUCAACCCCAACAACCUCAACAUCAAGAGCGACUACGACCUCACGGCGCUGUAGAGGGGCCACUGCGAUGUGAUUUUGCUGCCCCCCGAGCCUCGUGGGGCACCCUUAGGACCUUAGUUGUAAGUUGGGUAAACACUGUAAUAAGAUAAGAUGAACAUUAAGUCUGUCAUAAACGUAUUACCUUCCCCUCAAUUCUCAUUAAGGGUAUAAGCAGGGAAUCCAGAUCCCUGCAAGUUGUGUACAAAAAGUCUCUAGUAUCUUAGUUUCCUCUUUUCGCUGUAAAUUAUUCAUUCUUUGCCCACAUAUCUGGGUUAUUCUGCUAGUUUAGCGCCUUUUUCCUCUUGAACCAUUCUACUGUGGACUAAAUUUGGAUCCACCCUUCCUUGCAACAUCCCAUACAAUUUCCCCCAAACAAUUGGCAAACGUCUUCAUUCCACAUCCAGUAUUGCUACUCUUAAGAUGACCACCACCCUUCCUCCAACAUUUUCAGCCACAGAAAUGGUUCAAUUGAUCAAUUCGGAAAUGCAGUGAAUUAGUUUGUAAGAUCCUCUCGCCUGGAUUGAUAAAGGAACAACUGGGAGGUAAAUCUCUGAAAAUUUCAUGUAAAUAUCCACCAAAUUAAGUAUAUAAUUUCAUAUAAAGAAUUCCAAUGAAUGUAUAUCGCACCCCAAUUUGUUUCGAUAUAAGCGAUAAGAUGUAAAUUGUAGAUUUUUUGGGUGAGAGACAUCGAGCAGAGGUUAGUAAGAUAAAUGGAAAAAAAACAUAUAGUUAAUUGUGCAUUUUACCAAAAUUGUAACAGCAAGAGAAAACCAGUUGACAAUAUCAAGUGACAUAAAAGAUAGUAUGAAGAGAAUUUUAGUAAAAAAAAUGAAAGGUAAUGAAGAAUCUGAUGAGUAAACAAAUAGAGUAAAUUAUAUUUAAAUAAAGUGAGAAAAAUCUAUUUAAAGUAAACUCGUGAAGUCUUUCCUGAAUCGUUAUAGAUUUGCAUUGGGAGAUGAUACAAUUGAAAUGUGCCAUUUUUGAUUUUUUUUUUAAUGUUUUUAGAGACUAUCCUUUAUGUUUUCCCUUCAAAUGCAAUUCAAUUCAAAAAUCUUGAGUUAAAACUGUAUUCAAUCUCUCAAGAGUAGCGCAAAAAUAUUAUAUGGUUUUCCUUCUCACAGAAAUUGUGGACUUUGUUGGGAGUUUUCAAUUGAGAUUUGUAUGUAUGAUUGCAAGUGAAGAAAUAAAAAGUAUUCGACAAACC
This is a messenger RNA of Phlebotomus argentipes, 2166 nucleotides long. RefSeq names its product homeotic protein deformed-like. The record is from RefSeq and is a predicted model, not a curated record. Bases 57 to 977 code for a protein of 306 amino acids. Gene Ontology annotation, molecular function: DNA-binding transcription factor activity, RNA polymerase II-specific; RNA polymerase II cis-regulatory region sequence-specific DNA binding. The transcript is spliced from 5 exons. Gene Ontology annotation, biological process: regulation of transcription by RNA polymerase II; anterior/posterior pattern specification. Lineage: Eukaryota; Metazoa; Arthropoda; Insecta; Diptera; Psychodidae. Gene Ontology annotation, cellular component: nucleus.